AUCGAAGGUUGCCUACGCAUACGCAACCUUAUCAUCAUCCGCCCUUGGGUUUUCUAUCCGAUAGACCGGGGACGCACAGGCCUCUCGCCCUCCGCGCGGCUCCACAGGAGAGCAAAAAUGGCGACCCUCUCCAUGGUCUCCGUCCCCAUCGCACCCUCCUCCUUGUCCCUUUCCACCCGGGGCCGCAGCUCCUCCGCAUCCUUCCCCGCUAAGAAGGGAGGAAUCGGUCACGGUGGCUUGCGGAUCGAGUGCAUCCGUAUUGGUGGUGUUGAGAUUCCAAACCACAAGAGGGUGGAGUACUCGCUGCAGUACAUACAUGGCAUUGGACGCUCACGCUCACGCCAGAUCCUCCUGGACCUCAAUUUCGAUAACAAGAUCACCAAGGACCUCUCCGAGGAGGAGGUCAUCACCCUCCGUAAGGAGGUUGGCAAGUACAUGAUUGAGGGAGACCUUAAACGUUUCAACCGUGUGGCGAUUGAGAGGCUGAAGGAGAUUAGGUGCUACAAGGGCAUCCGGCACAAGCUUGGACUCCCAGUUCGUGGCCAGAGGACAAAGAACAACUGCCGGACACUUAAGGGAAAGAGGGCUUCAGUUGCCAAGAAGAAGUCACCCGCCUCCCAGGAUGAAUAAAUCGUAUUGCCAUGUAUUGAAGUUCUCUCUCUCUCUCUCUCUCUCUCUCUCUCUCUCUCUCUGUGUGUGUGUGUGUGUGUGUGUGUGUGUGUAGCGCUACUACUGCUGGGUGUUUUGUUUCGAGCUUUUAUGCUGCCAUUGACAAAUCAUGGGGUAGCCAUCAGCUGCUGCAGAUUUUGUAGCAAUGACAUACUAGCUCAUAUGGGUCGGUUCUAUAAAUGAAGAUCAAAUUCUUGUUU
This is a messenger RNA of Zea mays, 869 nucleotides long. Its product is annotated as 30S ribosomal protein S13, chloroplastic-like. Gene Ontology annotation, cellular component: ribosome; mitochondrion; small ribosomal subunit. Gene Ontology annotation, biological process: translation. The transcript is spliced from 3 exons. Gene Ontology annotation, molecular function: RNA binding; structural constituent of ribosome. NCBI's taxonomy places the organism in Eukaryota, Viridiplantae, Streptophyta, Magnoliopsida, Poales, Poaceae. Bases 118 to 630 code for a protein of 170 amino acids. The record is from RefSeq and is marked validated.